ACCUUUAGUUCCGACGAAAAAAGCAAAAACUUUUAGUUCUAUGCGUUGAUCAUCAUGGGUAACUAUGUUUCGUGCAUGUUAUCCACCCCUUUAAUCAAGAACAGAAAGGCGGCAAGAGUCGUGCUUCCGGGCGGGGAGCUUCGGCAGUUCAGGGAACCCGUGAAGGCGGCGGAGCUCAUGUUGGAGUGUCCGAGUUUCUUUGUCGUGAACUCCCAGGCUCUUCACAUAGGCAGGAGGUUUUCUGCGCUGGGUGCGGAUGAGGAAUUGGAGUUCGGGAACGUUUACAUCAUGUUUCCGAUGAAGAGGCUCAACUCAAUGGUGACUGCAGCUGACAUGGCUGUGCUUUUCAUGGCAGCCAAUUCUGCCGCCAAGCGGAUAUCAGGGGGGGAUGUUCGGAUCCAGCCGGCGUCUGGCGAGAGGGAAAGCUCGAACGAAGAUGAAAACGGAGGAUCGACAGUGGGUUUGGAAGGAAUUAAUGAGGGGUUUCUUCCGUCCCCGGAGAUGAAUUAUAGAUUAGCUGCUUGUAGAUCAAGGAAGCCUCAAUUGGAGACAAUAAAUGAAGAAUCGCUUCCUGUUGGCUCAAGAUGAUUAUGUUCGGUUAAUUUACUAAAAAUAGGAAGAUGAAAAUUGAGUUAAUUUUCUUUGUGUUUGUAUUUUUCUUUCAUUAUUUUCUGGUACAUACUAUUUUUCUUUCUUUUCUUUUAUUUUCUUUUCUUUUCCCUUUUUUUUUUUUGUAUAUACUAUUUUUCUUAAUAAGGUGAUAAAUACAUG
Messenger RNA from Rubroshorea leprosula, 771 nucleotides. The record is from the annotation of a GenBank genome assembly. Lineage: Eukaryota; Viridiplantae; Streptophyta; Magnoliopsida; Malvales; Dipterocarpaceae.